Molecule: messenger RNA, 654 nt
Organism: Angiostrongylus costaricensis
Lineage: Eukaryota; Metazoa; Nematoda; Chromadorea; Rhabditida; Metastrongylidae
Source: the annotation of a GenBank genome assembly
AUGCAGAGUCGGAAGCGAAGGGAAACGGUCCUGAAUUGGAAAUGUUUCAAUCUUCUACAAUUUUGCUUCUUUUACGUUAAGGUGGUUGCUACAAGUAGUGUUAACCAGCAAAAACGUAACAACUACAAGUACGUGGGAAUGGCUGCGGAAACCGAUGGGACGUUCGCUGGUGAUUUGAACUACGGACUUCAUACCCUCUUCUUUACCGAACUGUUCAGAGGCUUUGGUGUCAUGUUGGGACACGUUUUCAUGGAACCGGCUACGAUUAACUACCCAUUUGAGAAGGGUCCCCUCAGUUCUCGCUUCAGAGGUGAACAUGCUCUGCGGCGCUAUCCGUCCGGUGAAGAGCGAUGUAUAGCCUGUAAACUGUGCGAGGCGAUCUGCCCUGCGCAGGCUAUUACAAUCGAGGCGGAAACACGUCCCGACGGGAGCAGGCGUACUACGCGGUACGACAUCGACAUGACGAAAUGUAUUUACUGCGGUCUUUGUCAAGAAGCAUGUCCAGUCGACGCUAUCGUCGAAGGACCAAAUUUCGAAUACUCUACUGAAACACAUGAGGAACUGCUGUAUAACAAGGAAAAGUUGCUGUUCAAUGGUGAUCGAUGGGAACCGGAAUUAGCGGCAAACUUGCAGGCUGAAUAUUUAUAUCGCUGA